UAGAUUUCAUCUUUGCUUCCUGAAAUUUGAAACGAGUGACAAAUUAAAGAUCGCUUACAAAUUAUUGAUAUAGCCCGGUACACGCAACACGUUGACAAUCAUUUCUUUUAAAAGUGUUGGAAUUACAAAAGCGCCGUUCUUCUGUAUGUUUUCAUUCCGUCUACUUGAAUAAAACCAAAAUCAAUAUUUAAGUAACAUGUGAUACUGAACAGCCAAUCAGAUUUGCGCUGGCUUCACAUUUUCCUAUUUUUGAUGCACUUUGAGGCUUAACUGCAAACCGUGAAAGCUUACACGCCGCUUGAGUGAAGUACUGUAGGAUUGCGACGGCAGUGGUGUUAUAGUACUAAAAAAGAGUAGUCUCAAGAUAUUGACAUAAGAACAAAACAGAACCUAUCAAAGUUCGGAACAGAUAUUACCAAUAAUUUUUUGAUAACAGUACGUUUGUCUUAAAUCAAAAAUGGAGACCUGGAUACUACUAUCACUUGUGUACAUUCUUGGAGCACGACUUGCCGGUGGCUCCGGGGAGCACGAGGACGUCGGUGGCGUUGACCCUUUUGAGGAGAUUCUGGAGUACUUGAACGUGACGGACACUUCCGGCUUCACCGAGACGCGGCUACAGGAAGUGGUGGCGGUGUUUGUGAAUCGGUUCCAUUGUGAUGCUGACAGAACUCCAGGCCCAUGUCAGCACAACUACUGCCUGAACAUGACGUUAUUGCUCACCGGAUGUAGUGGCCUGGUGGACGAGGAAUGCUGGGGUCAGGUGUCCAUUGACCUCCUGGCGGUCGCCCCAGCGCUUUCAGGAAGUUGUCACUCGGAGGUUCGGUCGUCGUCGACCAGUUUCGAGGAGCGCCGACUUUGGCUGACCGGAAAUAUCAGCGCCGAUGGCCGGAUAGACGUGGAACGAUUUCAGGAGUACUUGGAUAUGCUUGAUUUAGAAGCCAGUGAUAGUCAACAGGAGCAUACUGACGAAGACGAACACUCGGAGAACGAACACUUGGAGGACGAACACUCAGAGGACGGACACUCGGAGGACGAACAUACUGUCAGCAAAUCAUUUAACCCCAAUUGCUUGGGAGCGGACGUGGUUUUCCACGAGAUGGCACUUCCGGUCGAGCGGACUGCAAACUUCUCCAACCUCGCUCACUUGGCGUCGCUGGUUGUCCUUCAUAUAGUCAGAGGAUGGCCGGUGUCGAGGGAGUGUCGCUUGUUGCCAUGGCCACAGUUCUUCACGGACCACCUUCUCGAGACACUUGGGGCCGUAAACGACACCGUCACAGAAGCAGACCUGGAACAGAUAUUCACGGCACUUGAGAUCGGCAGUGUGCAGCCAGGGGCACACGCCGGACAUGACGACGCUCAUCGACGACGCCGACGGGAGGCGGACCACUCAACGUUCCUCUUGAAACACGAUUGGGAGACCACAUGUUACACGGCGGACCAACUGUACUCGGUGUUUAGCGUGGACCCGGUCGCCAUUUCCGGGGAUGAUAUUGGGCGCCUCUGUCCGGCCAUACUUCAACAGAAAUUGGCCGGAAGUUGUGUGAAAGAUGCAGAAAAAAUAACGGUUCAAGGCCCAACGGACGCCGAAAAAUACGGUUACGGUACGCUGGCGACGUUGAUCGUGUGCGCAUGCUCGGCUGUCGGCGCGGUGUUUGUCCGCUGUGCGGGCUCGGUCGCCCAUUCAGUGCUUAUGUCCGUUUUCUUGGGUCUCGCCGUCGGAACUCUGUACGCGGACGCUCUCCUGCAUCUUAUUCCGGUUGCGCUCGGUGUCGAUAGCCAUGGUGACGAGGAGGGAAUGGAAGAGGAGGAGCACGAGGCGAUGGAGCCGUACGUCUGGUUCUCCCUUCUCACGUGCGCAGGAAUCUACGUGUUUUAUCUGUUUGAAAAGCUCAUAACCCUGUACCGUCCUAGUUUUUUGCGUUAUCAAUCCGAUCCAAGUUCAGGUGGCCACGGACACAGUCAUAGCUGUAUGCAGACGGCUGCACAGCAUGGGGAGGCGGCCAACGGACAGGUGGUGGUCGUUGAUCAGGCGUACCAGAAGGGGUUCAAGUCCUUCAAAGAAAAUGAUCUGGUGGAUCAAGAAAAAGUGGACACCGUUUCCAACAUGAAACAUAAACCGCAGAAACAAGGCCUGUCCACAAUAGCGGUUAUGGUGAUAGUUGGGGACGCGAUCCACAAUUUCGUGGACGGAAUGGCGCUCGGAGCCGCAUUCUCCACACGCCUGUCCCUCGGCGUCGCGACCACUAUUGCUGUGUUCUGUCAUGAACUUCCGCACGAACUAGGCGACUUCGCAAUUCUUCUUUCCUCCGGACUAUCAUUCGGCCGGGCGCUGGCCUUUAACUUCCUUUCCUCACUGACGGCACUGGCGGGGCUGUUCGUUGGGUUGGCGGCUGCCGCCGAUGACUCGGUCAAGCUGUGGAUCGUCGCUAUCACUGCUGGCAUGUUUCUGUACAUAGCUCUCGUGAAUAUGUUGCCGCAACUGCUGCUCAGAUCUGAGGAGCCCGUGCGAGAUUUCCUCCUCAACAACGUGGGAAUUCUCCUCGGUGUCGCCAUGAUGCUCAUUCUAGCCAUAUUCGAGGAGAAAAUCCAGUUAUAAUAGAAUCCAGUUCAUAUUUAUACAAGCCAAAUAUGGAGAGAACAUCUACAAGGUGGUGCUUACGAAUGUUCUCGAGUAUGAGCCUAAACUCCCAUUCAGGAAAGCACUUGUAUUAAAUUACAAAGGAUUAAAUUUGUUCCGUUGGUUUUACAAUAGUAAAUGUAAAUGUUUGUACAAUUUCAAAUGGUGAUAAAAUUCAGCAAACUCCAUCAUCAAUAUUAAAGAAAGUGACAUGGAAUGAAUACUUACAAUGAUCAUCAAGGGCGUCAACAUACAUGUAUAUACUAUUUGCGAACUUUGAUUAUCAGUCAGAUUUAGACACCAUACACACUAAAUUCAGAACAGCAUUAUCACGACUAAGAGUAGCCUCACAUAGAUUAGAAAUAGAAAUGGGCAGAUGGCAUAAGCCCUCAAAAAUACCAAAGAAAUGACCGAAAAUGUCAGUCUUGUAAUACACUCGAAGAUGAAUUCCAUUUUCUUCUAGAAUGUCGAUUAUGCCAUGAAUUAAGACCUAUAUAUUAAGCAAUAUUACUUGCGCAAUCCAAACCUCCAAAUACAUCGAGCUUACCUCGAGUGAAAAUGAAACUAUUGUUAGAAAACUGUUGUUUUAUUUAUAUGGGCUUUGAAAUGCGUCAGAACAGAUACUACACAAUUUUCUCCAUUUACUUAAUUGUUCGCGUUAUAAGCAAAUGUAUUAUAAUUGUACGUAAACUGAACUUGGGGAACUAUGUUUGAUAGACGGCAGUUUUUUAUGAAAAAUGAAUAUUAAAGAGUUAAUUUGUAUAUCAAACACAUUUAACAUAAUGCCUCGAUUAUUAAAUAAAUACAUUUUAAUAUUUACCAAACAGUUAACUUGGAUAUGCUGCAAACAGUUACUUCACAUUAAUAAUAUAUUCACAUGUAUUUUGUUUACACAUUAUUACUCAUUUUGAAAGUUGUUAUACCUGAAAUGUUUAUAAAAUGUACAUGUUGGUAUUAUAUGUAAAUCGUGGGCUGUAAGCUAAAUGUUAAUAUAUUCUUCUUCAUCAUCAACAUCCGAUCACCCAGAUUCCUAUAAUCCAGUUCACAUAUAGAGAUCGCCAUUAUGGUCAUAGUUUUGAUUUUGAAAUGGCAAAUUCAGUUUACAUAGAAGGUCUGCUAUUCUAGAAAUAUAUGUGAUUUUAUACAUGGGAAAUCCAGUUUACUUUUAGAGAUCACUAUGUGGUAAUACUUGUGAAAAAUAAAGGAGAAAUCCAGUUUACAUAUAAGGUUCGCUAUUAUGGUUUACUUGUGAAGUAUAAAGGAGAAAUCCAGUUUACAUAUAAGGUUCGAUAUUAUGGUUUACUUGUGAGUAAUACAGGGGGAAUCCAGUUUACAUAUAGGGAUAGCUUAUAUGGUCAUACUUUUGGUUUAGAAAGAGGGCAUCAAGUGUACAUUUCAUUAGGGGUCGCUAUUCUAGUUAUAUAUGUCAUUUAUACAUGUUAAAUCAAGUUUACAUUUAGGGGUCGCUUUCAUGGUCUGAUUUCAUGUGAUUUUAAUAUGAAGGGAAACCCCAUUCAAUAUGGUCUACUUUCUACCCACCUUUCGUCUCUUCGAACUUUUCACAAUUAUGCAGACUGUGUCAACCAUAUUUUAAUUUGUUUUUUAAAUGUUUGUUUUCUUUUGUUUCUUUGAUACAGCAACUUUCGCGUUUAUCUGCUGUGGUUGAAAGCGAACAACCCUUGUAUAAUUAUUAUAAUGAUUGAGAAGGUUCCAGCCGAUAAAUAAAUAUAGUAGUUGCUAUGUGGUGGUAGUUGCUACGAAGUACAUGUCGAUAAUAACUUUAUAUACAUAUAUGAAACUGAAUAAUUAUAAGUGCUUGCUCGUUAAAUGAAUUGAGUGAAAAGGUGACAUUACAAAAUGCUAAUUAUUUAUGUAAAUAUAUAUUGUUACUAGUAUCACAAUCAGCGUUGGUCGUGGAAGCGCAUACAGUGUUAUAGCCAGAUACUUUCAUACAAGCUAUGCGUACCAUAUACGAGUACAUCAUAUAUAUGCGGAAGGUUUGCCUUAUUUUAAUGCAUUCCGUAAAACAUUAUAUACAUGUCGCCCAUGCGGAAAAUAAAUGUAAAAACCGUC
Molecule: messenger RNA, 4690 nt
Organism: Mya arenaria
Lineage: Eukaryota; Metazoa; Mollusca; Bivalvia; Myida; Myidae
Product: zinc transporter ZIP4-like
Exons: 15
Coding region: 458-2596 (712 amino acids)
Biological process (GO): zinc ion import across plasma membrane; intracellular zinc ion homeostasis
Cellular component (GO): membrane
Molecular function (GO): zinc ion transmembrane transporter activity
Source: RefSeq, a predicted model, not a curated record